This is a messenger RNA of Cotesia glomerata, 2459 nucleotides long. RefSeq lists its product as uncharacterized. Gene Ontology annotation, biological process: DNA integration; DNA recombination. The transcript has 5 exons. Gene Ontology annotation, molecular function: DNA binding. The coding region runs from base 30 to 1853 and encodes 607 amino acids. Lineage: Eukaryota; Metazoa; Arthropoda; Insecta; Hymenoptera; Braconidae. The record is from RefSeq and is a predicted model, not a curated record.
UGUACUGUCGUCAUCUCCAGAGGUUCCUGAUGGAAUUCAACGGGAACAGACAGCGUCAGAGACGCCAGUUCGGAGACCAAGUGCAGAAGGAGCUAGAUUGGUGUCGCAAAGCCACUUCGAAAGCGACUCAGUUGCACAAGGGCAGGGUUACACACUUCCUGACCACCGACGCCGCAGACAGUGGUAGGGGAGCCCAACUGAACAGCGUACACAUGUCCGGAACCUGGACAAUAAGCCAAAGGUCGUGGCAUUCCAACAAGAAAGAACUGUUGGCAGUGUACCUAGCAAUAAAACAACAAUCUCAUCAACUCCGCAAGACUCUUAUCUUGUUACAGACAGGAAAUCGAACUGUAGUGGCGUACAUCCAAAAGGAAGGGGGUACGAGGUCCCUGGGACUAUACGAACUGACUUACGACCUAUUACACCUAGUAGACCAGUUGGAAAUCCUUCUGUCAGCUCACUACUUGCCAGGAAAAUACAAUGGUAUAGUCGACAGGCUAUCCAGAGGCGGAAUUCUACCAGAAUGGCACUUAAGGCCAGAGGCAACGCAAGAGGUCUUCCGGAAAUGGGGAGUUCCCGAAAUAGACUUAUUUGCAAGCGCCGAGUCUGCUGUAGUCAAAGCAUACGUCUCAAGAGACUGCAAGGAUCAGUCAGCCAGAUUUAUCGAUGCCUUCAGUCGAGUCUGGGACUACAGCCUAGCUUGGGCCUUUCCACCACCCAACCUUUUGCCGAGAGUACUAGCUCACCUCAACAGAUGUCGAGGUCGGUACCUAAUAGUCACGCCCAAGUGGGAACAGACGUUCUGGAUGGCGGACUUGGCCAGCCGAAGCUUAGAGCAGGCCAAUGACAAUCAAGAACCUGGAACAGGUACUAAUGGAUCUGUCAACAGAAUGACCAAGGACUGGUCAUCACAAGAAAGAGAUUUGGUGAGAGAGAGUUGGCGAGCAUCGACCUUACUUACUUACAAAACUCCGAUCAAGAAGUGGCUAGCUUGGUGCCGAGAGAAAGGGAUGGAUCCAGUAGCACCCAGGGGUGUGGAUCUCGCUCGUUUCCUUUCUCAUCUCUUUUUAGACGAGAAGUUAGUCUACAGCACUAUCCUGGUCCAUAAGUCGGCAAUAGCCACAUUUUGUGCAAAAAGAGAUCUAUCGUCAGAUUUUUUAGUUAAACAGGUUUUAAAAGCAAUCUCAGUGGCAAGGCCGAAGGAGACAAGGUCGUCGAUCUGGGAUGCACAGAUCCUGUUGGAUUGGCUAAAAUUAGACCUACCAAAUUUAUCCUUCUUUGAGGUGUCCAGGAGAGCAGCUACGAUACUGUUGCUGGCUUCAGGCAGAAGAGUCCACGACUUAACGUUACUAAAAAUUUCUAAAGAAUCGCUGGAUAAUCUAGGCAACGAGAUCAUCUUAUGGCCGAGUUUUGGCUCUAAGACAAAUAGAGCCGAAUUUAGACAAUCAGGCUGGAGACUGUCUAAACACGAGAACAUAAGGAUCUGCCUAGUUACAUGGGUUAGAGCCCUGAUCAAGCUAUCAGAGAAGCGAAGAUCAUCACAGAACUUGGAAGAGUUAUUCAUCACGGUCACUGGUUCAGUAAAACCGGCUUCGAGGACAAUCAUUGCGGGCUGGGUCCGCUCGGUCCUAAAAGAAGCAGAUAUCGAUGCUUCACCAGGCUCGGUACGGGCAGCAGUGGCUUCCAGAGGUUGGCUUGAUAAUUUGCCAGUCCAGGAGAUUUUGGAAAGAGGUAACUGGAGGAGUGUAGAGACAUUCAGGAACCAUUACUGUAAGCAGAUAGAAGGACAAGGCCAAGAGUCCCAAGGUCUUCUGUUCAACAACUUCAACCCGAUAGGAAGGACAGGUUCCUAAGGGCAAUUAUGAAGAAACUAGCACAAGCUAGAAAAUUUGGUAUGUCCAAAACAUCUUGUUCGAACAAUAACCAAGCAGUGUGAAGAUCUCGAUCUCGUAUUAAAGUUUGACAACGAGGAUCACGAAUAACUGGUUGCCCACGCAACAAUGAUUGCAAUUCGAAAUAUGUUACGGCUUGUAAAUCUCGCAGCUUUUCUUUGCUGAAGAAGACAACGCUUUUGAAGCACCCAAUGAAGCUAAUGUGGUCGUUAGGGACAUCAAUGAAAGAAUCGAAGUAGCUGAAGAAGAAAAUGGAGUCGGGACGAUAAAUGACGAUCCAGCCUUUGUUGAAGUAACCACUCUGGAUGGGAAACGAUAUUUUAAAUGUUCUGAUGUAUGUUGUGUGUGUAGAGACGAGGAUUCCCCAGUGGACAUAAUUUACAACCCUUGCAGACAUUCUGUUUUGUCAAGGAUGUCAAAAAAACUACGUCAAUAAAGUGUAUGGAGCGAAAGAAAUUUUUAGAUGUGCCUUUUGCCGUGCUUAAGUCCUUUGGCUAGACUUAAUUAUUUAAUAUUUUAAUAUUAAUAUUAAUUCUAUAAUUUUAAUUCUAUAAUAUUUUAACUAAC